This is a messenger RNA of Mesorhabditis belari, 441 nucleotides long. The record is from the annotation of a GenBank genome assembly. Lineage: Eukaryota; Metazoa; Nematoda; Chromadorea; Rhabditida; Rhabditidae.
AUGACGUCCUGCUAUCUUGGAACCGGCUCGGGAGGACCCAAUAAGAACCCAGGAACCACGUCCACCUACUUCACCCCUGGAGCAACACCUGGAGGAGCCGCAAAGCCUACUGGAGUUGAAGGAGCAUUCCCAGCUGGUGGUAACGGAGCGCAGUCGGCAUAUUUUGGAGUUGGAGCGCAGCCAGCUGCCGGAAAUCAAUCAGCCUACUUCGCCGUCGGAGCCUACAACAACCCGGCCGCAACUGGUGGAGCCCCUCAAGCCACCCCUAUGCCUGCAGCACCAGCACCAGCACCAACCAGUGGAGGAGGAGCUUCAACGAUGACAGCUGUGGGAGGAGUGCCACCACCCAGCAGCGGACAAUCGACGAUGGCUGCGGCGGGUGGAUUGCCGAUGACUGGGAGGCCGUUCAACAAUGACUGCUGUUGGUCCAGUUACCCCAGC